Fusarium poae is the source of this 3924-nucleotide messenger RNA. RefSeq lists its product as uncharacterized. The record is from RefSeq and is a predicted model, not a curated record. NCBI's taxonomy places the organism in Eukaryota, Fungi, Ascomycota, Sordariomycetes, Hypocreales, Nectriaceae. The transcript is spliced from 5 exons. The coding region runs from base 1 to 3924 and encodes 1307 amino acids.
AUGCCGCGCUUGGGGCUACCAGAAGAGGUCGAGUUCGAUGUCCACUCUGACGGUCCUGACAUUGACGAUGGCGAAGACCAAGAAGAGGCACGAGAGCUUAUAUCUCCGUUCUUGGCUGAUGAACAUUAUCUCGAGGAGCCCGCGAGUAUCCAAGGCAGCGCAGUCAGCACGGAAGACGCUGCAGUCACUGACGAGUUCAUCGACGAGACGAACGACGAAGCCUUCGAUGGGACACGUGCUCUAGAUCUCCUCCAGCGCCGAGUUGUCUUGGACUAUGGGAGCAAGAAGACUGGAUCGAAGCCGGCGAGCGAGGACGACGACUAUUACCCCGUAUUUCGACUCGACUUUGUUAGUAUCGUCGGUUUGCCGCGCCGGCCGAUCUGCCGGCCUAGUCACUUCUUUGACAAUAUCACGAUAUCGUUCCGUCAUUGGAGUGCCCCGUAUAGCGCGAAGCACGUGCAGGGCAUAGGUUUCGACCUGAGCGGCCGCACCUUCCGCAUUGCCACCGGUGCUACUCGAGAAGCUUGGUUCAUCGUCAUGCACCCGAGUCAGAGGGCCACUGGCACCAAUAACCCCCGUCGCCGACACGAUACAACAUACACAAGGACUGCCCUCGUACAAGGCCGUGCCCUACUGCUCGCAUCAUACAUCAAAGACAUCUUCCUUGAAGGUGAGCUCCUUGGUGAAGGUGUUGGGCCGAGAUGGGCUCUCGGAGGCAAGGAGACGCAGAUGAUAGCCUUUGACAAAUGGGUCACAUUCCAAACACUAUUCAUGGACGGCUGGACAGGAUUCCUCGAAAGAUUCUCUGCUCAGGGCGACACUUUCUGGAUCGAUCAUCAGCCCGCCUUCCACGCGUACGACUAUGGCGCCAACAUCAAUAUAGAAGUCAAUGAACGCAUAGCGAAUCUCGAGGAAGAGACAGUCAUCCGGCCGGCCUAUGUCGAUGAGUCCGAGGACGGCUACGAUCGAGAAGACAGUAGUUUGCCGGCAACACAGCAAGGAUGGGAGGGAAUGGGAGGAGAGGAACGAGAGGAUGGGCCCGACGAGCCAUGGGAUCAACCAACCGUCGAAGUGGAGGCCAACGAUAGCCUAUUCAUGUCAGAGAGGGCGGACGAUGUUGCUUCUCCAAUACCACCCAUACCUAAUCCAGGGCGAAUCGAUGCGGAACAUCGAGAUACUGAUGGCGAGGGCGAUGCCAACAGACCUGAUGGUGAUGAAGAGCAGGAGCGGAGGUUCCUUGAAUGGAUGAAAGAAUCGGAGAACUUUGACAUGGGCCAGCACAACAGGGCUCAACUACAAGACCAGGAACAUCAGUACGAUGGGCAAGACAACUCCCAGCAGCCGCCGUUGAGCCCAGACACUGACGAGAACGACGACGUCUAUCCAAGGCAAGCACCGGACAUCUCGCCAUCCAGUCUACCGCCUUCAGAAUCGAGAUCGGCAACAGAGGACCAGAGAGAACAUGAUGCGUUGUAUAGUCCCGGCCUGAUGCGGUUGCGCGAGGCCCUUGAGGCCAAGUACAACCUCGAUAACAUCAGCCACGUCUCCUAUGCCCUAGCUGUUGAUGUUCACUGUACCGCAUCAAAUACCUCUGCCGGCGUGGAAGGAAGGGUAAGCCGUCCUGUAUGCUUGCUUGCCGACCGCAACCGUGUGGCCGGGGAGUUUUAUGGGAGUAACUACACCUUCUACCCACUCGGCUUCCACCCCGCAUACGGCAACUUCACAUCGGAUCGUCCCCCUGCCUUCCUAGAUAGCGACCUGUUUACUGUCAUGAAGGAGAACAUGAGCCACCAGAACCAGGGUGCCGACGUACUUUCGUUCGGCUUCUUCCAGGGCUAUUCCAACCUGAAACGGUCUAUCCGUCAUGGCCCUCAUGACCUACUAGCCAGCCAUGGCCUCGCCACAGCUGCACUCACCAUUCCCUCGACGGAGGCUCAACGCACGGCGCGGCUUAAGGAUAAGCAGCAGCGGCUCCUGGCCCAGGUGAGGGGGCGACUCACACCUGACAACCCUGGCGCAUCGACACCUUUUGCGCGGGAGCGACAGAGGGUCGAAGCAGCCAUGCAAGCGAAUGAGUUUGCGUUCCGAUUCGAGCAGGUCAUUUCCAUCGAUGCUCCACGACUCGUGCGUCGUCGUCGAAACUUCAGUAGCGUGCUACAACCCAUUUUCCAACUCAUGCGUCUCUUCCUCAAAGAGAAGCAACUCUAUGCAGGCAUCCUCCGGCGUUUCAACCCGGAUAUCUUUCCAGGAGUCAUGGUGGCUUUUGCUCGGGUCAUGGAAGCAGCCAUAGCAGAAAUGGACCGUCGCUUUCGCGAGGCAGGGUCGAAAGGACUGGGCAUGGCUCUCUCCGAAGGCGUCGCUGCUCUCGAUCGACUAGGCAAUUUUUGCUUCACUGGGGACCCGAGGGUGCUGCCUACCAAGGUCAUGAGGCUCCUUGGCACGAUGGAUAGUCUAAAAAGAUGUGGCUGGCCAUUUAUAUCGCCGCGAAUGUUGGACAUCCGAGAUGGGCAAGGACUCGUCAACCUUGUGGGAUGGCCACAGCUGAGCAAUGGACGGCCCGUUCUGAUGCAUGUUGCCUCGCUGGAAUACCACUACGAUAGAACUGUAGCAUCUAACCGACACAGUCAAUUGUGGUUUGCUGAGCUUGGGGGUCGGUCAAUAGACGGGAUGGAUAGGAUGACAACGUUCCUUCAUGAGGUAUUCCAGGAUCUGUGGAUACCAGAGACAGUCGCUUUUAUUGCUCGCCAAGUUCGCCGUGGCUUGAAUCGUGGUAUCCGCAGUGGCGGUAGGAGCGGUGUUGGAGAAUAUGGUGAUGUAGACACGGGCAAUGAGGAGAGUGCUCAGGCGAUGAUCGCGUUAGAAGCCUGGGAGGCACGAGACGGUCCAUUCAAAACCUCAAACUUCGAGAAACUGUCGGCGGAAGUACUCAAGUUCGAUGACCGUUCGAUGGUGAAUGAGUCAAAGGUCGUGCUAAAGACGAGACGCGACUUUGCAGAAGAGAUCUUUGUUGCUCUGAUGGAGGGCGGUAGGAAGGGUCACCCAGGAGUCGAGUCUAUCGCACCGACCCACUCAACAUGGCCCUCUAUUCUCCGGGCCGCUAUCCAACACACCAGAGGCAGCUUCGCAACAAGGGCUCAGUGGGUCUCGGGCAUCGCAGCUGCCAUGGUAUCUGCGAGUAUCGAAUGGGUACCUGGCUCUCAUCGCCGGAGAUUGACGCAUCAACAGGUAGUACAACUCGUCGGAGCAGCUGCAUCCGCAACUGUCCUCGCGGCUCGACCCGACAGCCUCAAGAGAAGGGCGCUAGAGGCGGAGGCUCGUAGGUCGGUCGAUUCAACUGGCGUCAAGCGAGCGAAGAUCCGACCACGGAUCGAUCUAGGUUGCAAGAUACCGAUCAAGCAGAUCCCGGAUAUUGUGGAAAGAGGCUUUACGGAGAUACGCCGGCUGUUCGUAAAAGGGGACCAACUCGUUCUAUCUCACUACUGUGCAGCGUACUGCUGUCUGACAGAUUGCCUUGAGGAUCCAUUAUGUGAUCUUAUGCUCAUGCUCACGCUGACCAUCACAGCGUCGAGCGCAACCCCCGAGGUUCGGCCCAAUACGAAGUGUUUCAAUGUGUCGACCAAGAGAAGGGACCCUGCUCUUUUGGCAGCCAACAUGGUGACGAGAAUGCUCUGGUUCCUGCGGCCGGAGGCAUUUCCAUGGGACAAAGACCGUGAUUCAGUGCUGCGAGUGUCUGAGAUGACGAAGAAAAUCGAGCACAAAGGGGUGAACAACCGAAUGCUUCGAGAAUUGGGUUGGAUCAGAGUCAAGGGCAAUCGGGAUAGCCCACGUAAUUGCGAGUCGCGUCUUACAGACGAGCUCUUUAAGCUCCGCAACGACCUGAUAUUUCUUAUGAGGGAGCCGAGGAAUUUUAUUGGCUGCAGAUAG